Eleginops maclovinus (Patagonian blennie) is the source of this 8484-nucleotide messenger RNA. RefSeq names its product ras/Rap GTPase-activating protein SynGAP-like. The record is from RefSeq and is a predicted model, not a curated record. The transcript has 19 exons. Gene Ontology annotation, biological process: regulation of GTPase activity. Lineage: Eukaryota; Metazoa; Chordata; Actinopteri; Perciformes; Eleginopidae. Bases 1 to 4017 code for a protein of 1338 amino acids.
AUGGACACAUCUUCAAAAUCGUGGCUGCCGCAUCAGAGUCAGUUUGGGUUGGUUGGUCAAGCGGAGGUUUGCUGUGGCGGACCUGGAGUUUUAACCCCAAACCAAUCUCGCAGGGCAAGUUUUGCCUCUGUAAGACAGUCGAGCAUGGAGACGCCUCCCAAUGCCACCCCGCAGCCCUUCAGACAGCCGAGUUUUCUUAAUCGGAGGCUGAAGGGCUCCAUCAAGAGGGCCAAAAGUCAACCCAAACUGGACCGGACCAGCAGCUUCAGACAAAUGAUUUUACCCCGGUUUCGAAGUGCGGACCAAGAGAGGACACGAUUGAUGCAGAGCUUCAAAGAAUCCCACUCCCAUGAAUCCCUACUUUCUCCUAGCAGUGCUGCGGAGGCUUUGGACUUAGUUUUGGACGAAGAUGCCAUAAUCAAACCUGUCCACUCAAGCAUUUUAGGACAAGAGUACUGCUUUGAGGUGACCACCAAUUCAGGGACAAAAUGUUUUGCCUGUCGUUCAGCUUCAGAGAGAGACAAGUGGAUUGAAAAUCUGCAGCGAGCUGUCAAACCGAACAAGGACUCCUCGUUUCAAUUCCAGGACAACAGCAGACGGGUGGAUAAUGUGCUCAAGUUGUGGAUCAUUGAAGCUCGAGACCUCCCGGCUAAGAAGCGCUACUAUUGCGAGCUGUGUCUGGAUGACAUGCUGUACGCACGCACCACCAGCAAACCCCGGACCGACACCGUCUUCUGGGGCGAGCAUUUUGAGUUCAACAAUUUGCCUACCAUUCGUAGCCUUCGUUUUCACCUCUACAAGGAAACUGACAAAAAAAGACGCAAGGAGAAAAGCACAUAUCUCGGCCUUGUCAGCAUCCCCAUCUCCAGCAUCACGGGCAGGCAGUUUGUGGAGCAGUGGUACCCGGUCAUACAGUCCAGUGUCUUGGCCAAAAGCGGUGGAGUUGGAAGUACCAAAGUGAUCAACGCCUCAAUACGUGUCAAGUCUCGCUACCAGACAAUGAACAUCCUCCCGAUGGAGCUGUACAAGGAGUUUGCCGAGUACAUCACCAACAACUACCGAACACUGUGUGCCGUCCUGGAGCCACUGCUGAGCGUGAAGAGCAAAGAGGAGGUGGCGUUCUCUCUGGUGCACAUCCUGCAAAGCACAGGAAAGACAAAGGAGUUCCUGUCUGACAUGGCCAUGUGUGAGGUGGAUCGAUUCAUGGACAGAGAGCACUUGAUUUUUCGAGAGAACACGCUAGCUACGAAGGCUGUGGAAGAGUACCUCAAACUGAUAGGUCACAGAUACCUCAAAGAUGCUAUAGGUGACUUUAUCCGAGCCUUAUACGAGUCUGAGGAGAACUGUGAGGUGGAUCCCAUGCGCGUCCCGCCAUCUGUCCUCGCUGACCAUCAAGCCAACCUUCGAAUGUGCUCUGAGCUGUUACUCUGCAAGAUCGUCAACUCCCUCUGCAUAUUUCCCAGAGAGCUGAAGGAAGUUUUUGCUUCUUGGAGAGCCCGAUGUGCUGAGCGUGGUAGAGAGGAUCUGGCAGACAGCCUCAUCAGCUCCUCCCUGUUUCUUCGCUUCAUGUGCCCAGCCAUCAUGUCCCCCUCCCUGUUCAACCUAAUGCAGGAGUAUCCCGCUGAGCGCACGUCCCGCACACUCACACUCAUAGCCAAGGUGAUGCAGAACCUGGCCAGCUUCAGCAAAUUUGGACCCAAGGAGGAAUACAUGUAUUUCAUGAAUGAGUUCCUGGAGAUGGAGUGGGACUCCAUGCAGCAAUUUCUCUACGAGAUUUCAAACAUGGAGGCUGGAGGAAACGCUGGAGGGUUUGAGGGCUACAUUGACCUCGGCAGAGAAUUGUCCAUGCUCCACAGCUUACUUUGGGAAGUCAUGGGCCAGCUUAGCAAGGAUGCUAUUCUCAAACUCGGACCCCUACCCCGGCUGCUGAAUGACAUCAGCGUCGCCCUGAGGAACCCGCAGCUCCACAUGCCUACAAAUCACCAGCCGGACCGACCGAAGGACAGACUCUUCUCCCGGCCGUCUUUCAAUCGUCUCAUGUCCUCUGACUUCCAAAGCCUUAUGAUGCGUGACUUAAACAGUUCAAUAGACAUUUCUCGCCUGCCCUCCCCUACGACUGGAGUCUCAGCUGUAGAGUCCCUCUCGUCUAAUCUGAACAUGAGACGCCAUGCCGAACGAGACCUCCGCUCGUCGAGGGAAGUGUUCUAUGUGACCCGCCCACCACUGGCUAGAUCCAGCCCCGCCUACUGCACCAGCAGCUCGGAUAUCACUGAACCGGACCCAAAGAUCCAUAGUGUAAAUAAAAGUGUGUCCAUGAUGGACCUCCAGGACUCCCGUAUGAACAGCAUUUCCAACCUCAACUCUGUGGGAGACAUGCUCACCUCCUCUCAAGCCUCCAUCGCCGGCCUGGGCCACAGCUUCGGGAACCUCUGUGGUCCAAUCCGGAUGGGUGGGCAUCUGCCGGCGGGCUCCGCGGGCUCUGCACUGAGGCUAAGCCAGAUGGGCCACAUAGGCGGGCCCACCGAAUCAAUCUCCCAACAGCAGCAGCAGGCAGCAGCGGCCAUGCACUUCCCCCUGUCUUUCCAGAAUCCGCUAUUCCAUCUGGCCGCCCAGAACUCCCCGGCUCAGGCUCAGCCUCACCCCCCUCCCCUCCUCCUCGCCCCAGAACCCGAGAACGGUCACCACGACUAUGCACCGGCUUUUGGCAACAGUGCUUUCUCCCGCAGCGAGGACUUGUCCGCCCUGCGGUCACAGAGCAGUCUGGUGCAGCCCAGCAUAGUCCACUCACACAGCUACAGCGAUGAUUUCACCCGGCAGAAUCAGAGCAACGACUACGCCUGGCACCAGCUGUCACUGCAGGUGCAGGAGUCUCUCCAGCAGCAGCACCUGAUGGGAUCUAUUGUAUCUCAGACACCCACAGGGACGGGUACCCCCGCCUCCCUGGCCACACCACCCACCACAGUUCACCCUGUCCGCCAGUCAUCCAUGGCUCCGCCACAACACCUCAAGUCCCAGCGGUCAAUUAACACUCCAGUCACGGCCACACCCCCAAAAGUUCGCCCGCAAAGCAGGAACCUCCUUCUCGACUCUUCAGAAAGCAACUUCACCGGCAGUGGGCCAAAAUUGCGCCAUCCGCGGCAGCAACAUCAGCAGCAGCAACAUCAGCAGCAAAAUGAGCAUCAACAGCAGCUACAUCAACAGCAGCAACAACAACUUCAACAGCAGCAACAACAACAGCAGCAACUUCAACAGCAACAACUACAACAGCAACAACUACAACAGCAACAACUGCAACAGCAACAACUACAGCAGCAACAACUACAUCAGCAGCAGCAACAGCAGCAGCAGCAGCAGCAGCAACAGGAAUCACUGACUGACAGUCCUGCUCCCGGACUGCCCUACCAGAAUAGCUCUGCCAAAGAGAACCAGGGCCAGCAGGCAGCUGCAGAGGAAUCAACAGACACUCCCACAAAAACCACCAAGAAGUCGCAACAGACACAACUGCAGCCGCCACAGCCGCAUCUGCUCAAACCAGGCAAUAAACAGGGUUCUCAGUCUACUUUGACCACAACGGGCCUCAAUGAACGGACAGUGGCCUGGGUGUCCAACAUGCCACAUCUCUCGGCUGACAUUGAGAGCUUGCGGCCGGACCGUGAGGGUCAGCUGAAAGAGUACUCCAAGAGCAUGGACGAGUCCCGACUAGAGAGGGUAAAAGAGUAUGAAGAAGAGAUUCAUUCCUUAAAGGAGCGUCUCAAGAUGUCUCAUCGCAAACUUGAAGAAUAUGAGCAGAGACUUGUGUCGCAGGAACAGCAGACAAGCAAGAUUCUAAUGCAGUACCAGAACCGCCUGGACGACAGUGAGCGGCGUCUAAAACAGCAGCAAGUGGAGAAGGACUCUCAAAUCAAAGGCAUCAUCAACAGACUCAUGGCUGUGGAAGAUGAGCUGAGAGUGGGUGCCAUUCCUGAUAUUAAGCCUCGAAUCCUCACUGACCAGGGUUAUGGCCAUCCAGGAUCCUGACUGUCAAUACCAAAGUGACCAGAGUUCAUGAUGGUCACUCGCGUGUAAGAAGACACAUUCUACAGAAACCCUUGAAGAGAAGCCCUGCAGUGGAUCCCGCAGGACCACUGGAGGCUUCAUCUCACAACGUUCUUAAAAAACUUUGCACAUAUUCAAACUUUGCCUGUACCAGAACUUGACAAUCAGUUUAGCAAGAGAACCAACGUGUGCAGUGAGUCGUCUGCACAUUUUGACCGAAAGAUAAGCCAAUGCCACACCAAUGGCAAUACUGAACCUAAUGAGUCUAUUUAUUUAAACCGGAGAGUGAGAAGAAUUGUGUAACAAUCUGGGAAGGAAGAUGGAUUUAUGAUUUUCCCCUCUACAAACAGCACACUCACUUCUCACUUAAGUGGCUGCAGACAAAAUGUAAAAAGGCUUUAAGAAGCACAAUAUCCCCUAAUGGUGACGACAAGCAUGAAGUUAAAUCAGUUUCAUCUAUAUUCCUCGGAUGCUGGGCCAAACAAAGAUCAAUAUUACUAUUUGAUUAUGAUGAAAUCAUUUAGUAACAUUUUCUCGCUGCAAAGGUGGUUAUCAUUAUGAUUUUCGCACCAUUUUUGCAUCCUUUAUACUACAGCCAUCCCAUGUGAAUAGAUGCAAAACAAAACUUACAAUCAAUGAACUGCUUUAAAUACAAUCUAGACCUGAUGUUGGUUACAUUUUCCUUCGGUACACAGUGUAAAGCCUGAACUUUCAGUGUAUAGAAAACGUAUUUCUUAAAGUUAUUAAACUUUAUAAAAAUUGAAACAUUUACAUAAUCUGACAUUAUAAUGUGUUCUGUUCACUUUGUAUUAAUAAUAUUAAUCAGAAUAAAAAUAUAUAUAUAUAUGACAUUUCGAAACAAUGAUACAAAGUGCUUCAUAAAACACCUGACAUGAGGGAAAACCAUGUGAAAAUGUAGGAAAAUAUUCAAUCCAUGAUCUAAGGGCCUUUGCAUUUCUACUUGGUAUGCAAUGCAAUGCUAUGAACAGGCGUCCUUUUUUUCUAAAUGGAAGACUUGCUUGCUACUUCCACUUAUGGUAUAGGGCUGGGUAUUGUUUAAAACAUGAGUACCCUUACAGUAAUACUGAUACCAAUAGAACACUAAAUUUGAUACCUUUUUUAUACUUCAUUCGAUACCAACAUGUGAAUGGAAACGUUCAGUUACGUUAAAAAGCAUUCCAUUCCUUCUUUUUACACAAACACAUUUUCAUUAAGUUCAACAGUGAUUCAUGUGUUUUUUUUAGAAUAUAAUUUAUAUUCCCAGUUUUUUCUUUCAUAAUAAAGACAUGUGCAUUUCAGGGCGCUUUACUGCCAACUCAGUAAAAUACUCCGCUCGACUUCAACACACCACAGACUGGACGGGUACUAGCUAUUGCAGUGGCCAGCCAAUCACAAUUCAUAUUUACUUGAAGCCUUGUGGUGCAAACACAUAUUUUUAACAAAAAGGAUCAAAUGCAGGCAACCCUAAAAGAUGUUGAGAACAAUACCCAGCCCUAUUUAAAAAUGUUCAUGAUAAUAUAGUCACAUUGUAUGAAGGUAGUCACAGCUGUUAGGGACCCAAUCACAUUAGGGACUCAACCCUAAAGCUGUGUUGUCACCAAUCCGAUAAUGUGCAUCAAACCUCGCAUUCACAUGUUUUUCUUUAUUCAGAUAAGAAAUCCAGAUUCAGAUGGCAGGUUAAUUCAGUUGUAAAUGGGGGUCUGGAUAUGUCAGCCUCAGCUGCUUUAAUUAUUUGUAUAAUCUUUAAUUGAAGUGCAAUACUAAAUCCAUGGAGUGCCCCCUCCUCCUUUUAGGGAACACAAACUACACUUCAUCUGUUUAACAUGGUCUUUAAGAAAUGUGAUGUUAUGAGAAAUAUCUGAAAGAUUAUAGUGACAGCUCAUCUUUAGUUGACAGCUCCAAAUGAAUGUUUGUCUCAUGGACCGUUGCAUCUGAGAGACAAUAUGGGUCUAAAGCCUAAACUAACCAAGCGUCAAAAGUAAUAAGUCAGCCUGAAAAAUUGAUAAAGUCAUGGCCUUCAUUUCUGCCAUUUUCAUGAUUUGUUUUACAGCACUUUGUAACAUUGGUUUGAAAAGUGCUGUAGAAAUACAUUUUUUAAAUUACUAUGAUUAUAAACAUUACGUGCAACUGGAAACAAAUCAUAUUAUAGCAAGUAGUGAAUUACUCAUCUGUUGUGUUUAAUGUUCUAAAGCAUAGAUGUGCAACAGUUCUGCAUGUGCUUUUUAAAUGCAAGGACGAGUAAGAUGAUUUGUUGUCAGAUAUUAUUCUAAUGUACAAAAAAAAUUUGACAUGGCUUUCUUAUUGGAAGGCAACCUUUUUUAUCCAGCCUGCUAACUCUUCUGUUUUUUUCAGAAGAGGGUGGCAUUCAGCCUUUUGCAUUAUACAACAUGAAAGUACUAAGAGUAAUGACACGAAAACAAAAAGCAAAGCGACAGUGAAAACAACAGAACAAUAAAGAGUUUCCACGCAGGGAUAUGUAGUAUAUGUGCAUAGGAUUUGACUGCCUUACAGUCUGUGCCACAGGGCCAAAAAUAACAAUGCCAAUACAAAAAAAACGUGUAAACUUUGUAUAUUAAAUGUCCUUUUUUGUAGUCAGGUGAUGAAUUAAUAAGCAGUGUGUUGGUUUACUCUGUAUGUUCAGAAUAAUUUAUAUUAUACAUUCAUGGAUUGAUAUAAUUUAUCUUAACCUCUUGCCUUUAAAAGACAUUUUCUUUCAAGAUAAAUAGCAUAUGAUACAAAGUUAUAUGUUUAGGUUACCAGAAAUGUAUAAAAUAGCUUAAUGUAUAUCUAUUCUUAUAUGUAAAAUGUAUUCAAAUCAAGGGUAGGCCUUCAGGCAUGUUGAACUUGUGGUAAAAACAAAUGAUUAUAUUAUAAACUCUUAAUGCUGCAAUCCUGAAACUACAGCGCUAUGGUGUGACUGCGUUCAUGGGAUGAGAGCUAAAUAAUUUCUUAGCAUAGCACAUUUUUGUCCUGUGGAAUAAUAAGACAAAUCCUUAAAGUAUCUUGCCUAUGUUUAGGAAAUUAGCAGUGGUGCUUUCAACAAUACUGGGUUGCAGUUUUAAGUAAUCUUUAAACAAAUGCAUUUUAUUUAUUUGGCCUGCAUUGCAAUACAGUAUUUUGAAAUGUUAUACUGCACUUCUGUUUGCAUUUUAUGAGAAGCUGCAAUCAUAAUCUGAGAGAUGUUUAUAAAGACAUACAAAUCUAUAAUAUGCCCAUGUAUUCUUAUCUUUGUGUUAGCUGCAGUGGUACAGUGUGCUACCUCUGAAAUCUUUAUACCACAAUCUGAGAGGAUGCUUUAUUCCAUGUGGCUAAUAAAACUUAGUUUAUUUAAGAGACAGUGCUAACAGAAACUUUAAAGUUUAUUUGCUGGUUGCUCGUUUAUUUAGGAUUUACUAUAUAUAAUGUUUGUCAUCACAGAGCCAUUUCUAAAGUUUGUCCUUACUAUUGUAUUUAAGUGCCGUUGCCAUUACAUUCAUACACAUUUGCUUUUAAAAAGAGGAUGAGAUUAAUCAUGUUCCUGGUAUUUGUCUGACUCUCAGGUGUUACAAGGAACAAACAUAUUGCCAACAAGAACUUUGUAUAUGUGAAAUGCCAAAUGCACAAUAGUAUUGAGACACAAUCUUUGACAAGUGAUCAUUAAAUCAAAACACAAUUAAAAAAGAACAUGAAAUAAGGGGUCUGUGCUGAGGUAACAAUUAUGCUUUUAUUUAGCUUGGUUCCCGGCCCACAUCUCAUCCAUAUAAAUAGUUGAUUUUACACCUUCCCUUGUAUUAUUUGUUACAUAAAAAGGGAACACAAGUUUGGUUUCUUGGCCCAAAUGAAAAAUGCGACAAAUGCUCCAGUGUUAUGAAGAUUGGUGAGGAAUAUUAUAGAAGUUACUGUCGAAGAAGUGCUUUAUGUUUACAAAUCAUGAAAUUUUAGAGGAUGACUGAACCUUUGUUGACCCAGAGGAAAAUAACUGCUGCUCCGCUGCAGCUAAAGCAGGACCUAAUAAAUGAAAUGAGAUAUCUUGUAUAUUUUGAACAAGGGUAUUUAACAGCUAACAUAUUUAUGUUUCUAAAAUGGAUGUAUAUCAUUAUGGAAUGAAACAAAGUAUUUUUCUUGGCAGCUAUUAUUCUGCACAAUUGAUCUACUGUGUCACAAAUAUAGUUAGUGGGAUUUCUGACUUGAAUUGGGCCUACUGGAUGUAAUACCUUAAUUUACUUGACAUUUCUUUUGAAAUAAGCCAUGCCCCAUGGAUAAGCCAUACCCUCCCGCCCCCUGAUGUUGUAUGGUGGAUGUUUAAUGUUGGUAGUUUUAUUUAUGAUGGUAGUUAUUGUAUGUAUGAUUGCGCUUGUAAUUAUUAUUAUUAGUGUAAGUAUAUUUGAUUGAUAUGAUUUGUUUUGUUUGAACAAAGGGAAUGUAUUCAUUUUUCAGGUGAUUUUUCCGAGUGAUUUAAAUAAACUAAUA